This is a messenger RNA of Folsomia candida, 2610 nucleotides long. RefSeq lists its product as uncharacterized. The record is from RefSeq and is a predicted model, not a curated record. The coding region runs from base 155 to 2014 and encodes 619 amino acids. NCBI's taxonomy places the organism in Eukaryota, Metazoa, Arthropoda, Collembola, Entomobryomorpha, Isotomidae. The transcript has 6 exons.
UCGGCCAGCAAACGCUGCCCAGCUUCUCAUUCUUUCUACUCUUGGUUAAUUAAAAUUAAUAUAAUUAAUUUCAAGUUAAGUUGAAGUAACUCCCACAAGUUGUGGGCCACAACUUUAUUUUACACUUACGACCACGACUAGUCAGCUUAUCAUUAUGUUUUCCUAUAACACCGACCCCGUCUACCACCGCCGAAUAGCUCUUCAUCUCCUGUCGAAACGUUACAUGGAAGUUUUGCAGCCCUGGUUGACGGGGGAGGAGAAGGUCGACGAGUGGGAGGAAAUCACUAUCACCCCACUUGGCAUGUGCAUCACAAGAAACUACAAAAAAUUGUGUCAAAUUGGCGACGAAGAGGGGAAAGCGUGGCGGAAACACGUUGAGGAAACGUCCCCACUUCUCUACAACGCCAUAACGCCCACUUUCCACUGGGCCAGCACCCAUCUCCUCAACAUUAUUGGGCAGUUGCACCAGGUCGCGAGGAUACUGACCCUUCGUAAUGUCGCGGCGGUCAAGACUCUUGACGACUUCAGAAAAUUUUCGCCUCGACACCUUAUCGACAUUGAGAUUCUAGAUGAACUAAUGCUCACAAUUGUUGCGGCCAUGGACUCCAUCGCUCCGGGCAUGACGCUAAUUGCAAAUUCUGUUCGGAGAGAUGGGUUCUUGGAGCUGAAUCCUCAAACGGUAUAUUUUUGUUAUGCUGCGGCCGGCUUGUUUGCCACCAUUGAAGACUGGGGUCGUGAGACUCGACACAUUUUACGAGAGUAUGGGGUGGAAGAGGGACACCGGGAUAUCCUUAAUUCUCCUAAUUUCAGUUUACCUUUCUUGGAUGACAAUCUUUUAAAAGGGGCUAUUUUAUGGGCAUCGGGAGCCAACAUAUUACUGGAACAAUGGUUGAUUGCCAGGUCCACCGUGGUCGAAAUUCUCUUCCGACAAAUUAUUGCUUUGAUGCUCAAGUGCAAAAGCGAAAGCGAUACAAAAUCAUUCUUCUCUCCUAGAAGUAUUAAGCAAUUUAUUGACAUCUUCAAUUGUCAGCGAUAUGUCGAUAAGAUUUGGAGACAAUUAAGGGCCCGGAUGGAAAGCAAUGCCGCCGCCACCACGUCAGAACAUGUCGCUUCCAUCCACCGUCAAUUUACAAAUGCUCAUCGUUUAGCCAGAAUGACAGGGGAAGUCAGAAGGUCGCUGGAAGAACUGGGGAGUUUGGUUCCAAAUGUAGAAGAGUGCCUUACUCGAAAUCUCGUAUUAGAUAAAGAGGUGCUUAAACAGAAGUGGGACUUGUUGUCGCCUACUGUCGAGAGAGUCAGAUCCCAACUCGACAUGUUUUCGUCCCUCUUCCAGGUAUUGCUGACACAACCAGGCAUCAACAAUCCUGUCCCGAAUGAGCCUGAUCCACUCCCUGGACCGUCAUCCUCAUCUACACUAGUCCAACCUCAAGAGUCACACGACCAUGAAGGGGGCGAUGAACCUGCCGUAUUUGCAAAUACGGACCAAGAUCUCGACCAAAGUCGUGAUAAUAAUGACGAAGACACCACUCGAGAUGAAUUUUUUCUCGCGAGAGGAAAUUUAGGCGAUGAAGGAAAUGAAUCAGUUCACGAAGAUAACGACCCCACCACUCAAUUUGCUCAAGUUUCCUUGAACAAUGUCAUUGUAGAGUUGAAGACAAAGUUAACCGAGGUCAAAGUCAGUAUGGACAUGAGGGAGAAACAAGCCCUCAAAAAGUCUACAGGUGGUGGUGAAGAUGUUGAUGAUUCUAGUUCUAGCGAUGAGAGUGAAAGUCAGGAAAGUCGCCAUUUCGAAAAGAAAGUUAACCCUGCCCCAAUCUUCCACACUCUUGACAACGGCGACCAACCAAACCCAGACCUGCCAGGUCCCUCUCAUUUUAAUAUGACCUCCGCUCUCAAUUCUGAGCUUCGACUCGCCCUCUCGAAUCUGAAACCAUUAAAUUCCUCUGAAUUUGAAAGUGGUCCGGAUCUUGAAUUUUACGGCAGUGAUGAUGACGAGGAGGAGGAGGAAGCCUAAUAACUACUCCGAGUUCGAACUGGUGCUAAUUACAAAGUGCUAUUGUUAAUGUUGUUGUUACUGGUAACAACAAAAUCAUAUUAAACUCAUAGUUGUAAUCGUUAUUUAUUUAUUCAUUUAAAUAUUCCAUUUUGAUUUGUGUUAAAUAUUACAAUUUGUAAAAGAACUUGGUCCUCCAUAUAAUUUAAACCAAUUGCUGUGAUAUUUACGCAUAAUAAUAACAAUUAAAUAUUAUUGUUACUUCGAGACUCACGGUUGACUUUUGAGUGACAUGACUAGUCAAAUUGGUGACUAUAUAUAUUUGUAAUAUCUCAAGAUCUUUAGUAUGUACCUUAAAUUUAUAAUAAUCUUAUGUAUAAUUAUAAUUAGAAUAUGUUGCCUUCAUAUUAUAGUCAGCCUUUUGUAAUUGCAAAUUUUGUACGAUGCAAGCUGCUGAAUAGAAAAUUAAUUACCCGUGAUUAAGUGAUUAAUGUGGGUAAAUAACAUUAGUGGAAUUUGCCUUAAACAUUUUUUACAUACUUUAUAAACUUGUCGAUUCACACAAUCAAUGAGAAAUUUAUCUGAAAUAAAUUGAGCAAAUUGUAUUCAACAUAAAA